AUUUCAUCAUUGUCAUUAUUGCACCCAUAUGACGAUUAGGUAAGACAUGAAGAUGAGGUUAAAACACGUGUUCCUGCGUGCAGGACAACACAAACAUUAGACAAAGCAUUAAAUAAGAACACUUAUUUCACAUCUCUACUAUUUUGUGGUACUCGUGGUUGAUGGCAAACUCUAGCUAACGGUGAAGUUUAUCGCUCUUGCUUACUCUUGGUUAAAAGCUUUCCUUCUUUACCCCAUUGUUCAUCGUGUUGUAAACCAAAAACGGAAAACCAUAACUGAACACACUCUUUCCUAUACUCCUAUUAUUAUCUUUUAUCUUCAAUGGAACACCAACAUGAACAAGAGCUACUACCACCUCUAGUAGCCAUGGUUUCAAGUCCAGGAAUGGGACAUCUCAUUCCAAUGAUUGAAUUCGCAAAACGACUCACUAACCACCACAACCUCCCCGUCAUUUUCAUCAUCCCCUCCGAUGCUCCACCCUCAAAGGCUCAAACCACCGUACUCUCCUCCCUUCCACAUGGCAUUUCCCACAUCUUUCUACCUCCAGUCACCCUCUCCGACCUCCCACCCAACACCAAACCUGAACCACUCAUGACAAUCACCGUCCUCCGUUCUCUUCCUUCUCUCCAUCAAACCCUACUCUCUCUCAUGACCUCCCACCGUCUCUCCGCUCUCAUCGUCGAUCUCUUUAGUACCGACGCAAUUGACACCGCUACCGAACUCGAUAUCCCUUCGUAUAUGUUCUUCCCCACCACCGCAAAUAACUUGUCUCUUGUCUUUUAUCUUCCCCAACUCGACCAAAAGUGUCAGUCGGAGUUUAGGGAUAUCCAUGAACCGCUUAACAUCCCUGGAUGUUACGCGGUUCACGGAAAAGACUUCGCAACCCCGCUUCAGGAUAGAACCAAUGAAGCCUAUAAAUGUUUCCUCCACCACGCGAAAAGAUACAGGUUGGCUAAGGGCAUAAUAGUGAAUAGUUUUUUUGAGCUUGAACCGGAGGCUUUCAUCUUUUUACAAAAGAAUGACCCGGUGGUUUAUUCGGUUGGUCCGUUGGUGAAUCAAGACACUAUUGUUGAUGAAUCUGAAUUUAAAGUGGGUUUGAAAUGGUUGGAUGAGCAGCCACAUGAAAGUGUUCUAUUUGUUUGUUUUGGGAGCGGUGGAACCCAUACUAGUGCUCAAACGGAUGAACUUGCUUUUGGAUUGGAAAUGAGUGAACAAAGAUUUUUGUGGGUUUUGAGGUGUCCAAAUGAUAAAGUUGAGAAUGAUUCAACUUUUAUUGCUGAUAGUAAUGUUGACCCGUUUGAUUUUUUACCAAAUGGUUUUGUGGAGAGGACUAAAGGGAGAGGUUUAGUGGUUCCAUAUUGGGCACCACAAGCUCAAAUUUUGAGCCAUGUCUCAAUUGGGGGGUUUGUGUGUCAUUGUGGUUGGAACUCAAUUCUUGAGAGUAUGGUGAAUGGUGUGCCUUUGAUUGCAUGGCCACUUUAUGCAGAGCAAAAGAUGAAUGCCAUUUUGGUUAGUGAAGAGAUUAAAGUCGGUAUUAGAGUAAAUGUUGGUGAGGAUGGGUUGAUUGAAAGGGAGGAAAUUGCAAGUGUUGUGAAGAGGUUGAUGGAGGGUGAGGAUGGAAAGAAAGUUCGUAAUAAUAUGAUGGAUCUCAAAGAGGUAGGUGCUAAUGCUCUAAAGGAAAAUGGGUCUUCAACAAAAGCAAAUAUAUGAAUUGGCUCUCAAAUGGAAAUGUGUAGCAAUAUCAAAUUGAGAGGUUUCCUUUCAUUUGUUGUGCCUUUGUAAUCUUGUUUUUUUACUGUUAGAUUUGUUAUGCAAGUUUAGUUUCUUGGUUGUUACGUUAAGUUGCUUAACCAACUUAUCAUUGGACUCUACAUAUAAUGAGAUCCAUCUUUAUAUUUGAAUCAUGUAAGUUUUAUCUUGUUUAACUCUAAUGAGAAUGAGUGCCUUGUGUUGCAA
This is a messenger RNA of Lathyrus oleraceus (garden pea), 1956 nucleotides long. RefSeq names its product hydroquinone glucosyltransferase. Gene Ontology annotation, molecular function: UDP-glycosyltransferase activity. The transcript has a single exon. Lineage: Eukaryota; Viridiplantae; Streptophyta; Magnoliopsida; Fabales; Fabaceae. The record is from RefSeq and is a predicted model, not a curated record. Bases 322 to 1710 code for a protein of 462 amino acids.